AUUUUUGCCUUUUGAUAUACUGUAGUGCAUCCGUAUCUUUUUUUCUUAUAUAUCUUGCCUAUCUCGAUACGAUAAGAACAGCAUUUGGGCGUUGCUUACUAAUACACGAUCCCGUCACCUGACCCAUAUCGUGGACAUCAACCCGGUACGGUAGGUAGCUAUCCACGUAGCUUAUCUGGCAGCCAGCAUAAACCACGCCAUAUACGAGCAGAGGCGGCUUUUUGUUGAGUUCGCAGUAUAGACGCACGCCUAUUAUCUAUUUUAUUGAGUGGUUAAGGCAGACAGCAACCAGGAUGGGUUUCAUCUCUCGCGUAGCCACCCUCUUCGGGCUGGUGCUGCUCGCUCACGCAGCAUACUCCGCCCACGAACACACCACCCUCUACAGCAACGCGCGACUCCCAACCUCGACAGCCCUCCCGCACGAUAUCGUGAUCGAAGCCCUCGUUUCCAUCGUCUUCGUGUCUGUGGGCUUGGUCCUCGGCGCGGAGAAGCUCAAGCCUGUUAGUUGGAGCGAGUGGGCGGGGCAGAUUGAGCGUGAGGGGGGCGCGAGGAAUCCGUUUCGCAGGCUGGAGGAGCGGUAUAGUUUUUGGGAUGUGCGGGCUAAGCGGAAGGAGUUUGCUGAGUGGAUGAAGGGGGGUGUUCCUAUGGAGAAGUGAGGGUGAAAUGUGGUGGAUGGAUGGAUACUGGGUGUCGAUAUGUGGCUCAGCGUCUUUCCCGACUUGCGGGCUGGUGGUGACGCUGUGAUGUACAGUAUCUUUUGGGUUAUGGAAUAAAAGUUGACUGUCGUCUCUGUCUGUGGAUUGUAUGCUUGGAUGCGGCGAUACUGUCCGCCAUCGAGAUACUGCGCUGUAUCAGACCGCUUGUCUACGAUCGCCGUUUAGAUGUCUGCGUUUACCUGCUAGUAAUGUUGAUAGGGAUUGUGAAGCUCAGGUGCACUGGGUUCAACCCCUGCUUUCUUCAAUGCGUGUGAUGGGC
Messenger RNA from Aspergillus campestris IBT 28561, 975 nucleotides. RefSeq names its product membrane magnesium transporter family protein. Lineage: Eukaryota; Fungi; Ascomycota; Eurotiomycetes; Eurotiales; Aspergillaceae. The transcript is spliced from 3 exons. The record is from RefSeq and is a predicted model, not a curated record. Gene Ontology annotation, cellular component: EMC complex. Gene Ontology annotation, biological process: protein folding in endoplasmic reticulum. The coding region runs from base 294 to 656 and encodes 120 amino acids.